Messenger RNA from Triticum aestivum (bread wheat), 1724 nucleotides. Its product is annotated as flagellar radial spoke protein 5. The coding region runs from base 51 to 1199 and encodes 382 amino acids. NCBI's taxonomy places the organism in Eukaryota, Viridiplantae, Streptophyta, Magnoliopsida, Poales, Poaceae. The record is from RefSeq and is a predicted model, not a curated record. The transcript is spliced from 9 exons.
CUCUCUCGCGCGCGCGCCAACGCUGGCUCGUGCCCGUGCCCGUGCCAGCCAUGUCGUCGUCAGCAGCCCGCGCGCUCUCGCCGGCGCCCCCUUCCCCGCGCCGCGUGCGGCCCGCGAGGUGCGCGGGGUUCGUGGGCCCGGCGGUGGAGUCGGCGUCCCCGGGCGCGAGGGCGGCGACGCUCGCCAGCAGCCGCGGCGGGACCGACUCGUCGCUGGCCAUCUGCCGGGUGCUCAACGGCAUGUGGCAGACCAGCGGCGGGUGGGGCCGCAUCGACCGCGCCGACGCCGUCGACGCCAUGCUCGCCUACGCCGACGCCGGCCUCUCCACCUUCGACAUGGCCGACCACUAUGGACCGGCGGAGGAUUUAUACGGCAUGUUCAUCAACAAAGUUCGGCGCGAGCGCCCGCCGGAGAUGCUAGAAGAAGUCAGGGGGCUUACAAAGUGGGUGCCGCCACCUGUUAAGAUGACAAGAAGCUUUGUUGAGGAGAACAUCAACAGGUCCCGGAAGAGGAUGGAUGUCGCUGCCUUGGACAUGCUGCAGUUCCAUUGGUGGGACUACGCAAAUCCCGGAUAUCUAGAUGCACUAAAGCACAUCACCGACCUCAAGGAGGAAGGCAAGAUAAAGACUGUAGCUCUGACGAACUUCGAUACAGAGAGGCUGCAAAUAAUCCUAGAAAAUGGAAUACCAAUUGUCAGCAACCAGGUUCAACAUUCUAUUGUGGAUAUGCGCCCGCAGAAAAAGAUGGCAGAGCUUUGUGAGCUUACCGGAGUCAAGCUUAUCACGUAUGGCACGGUGAUGGGUGGCCUAUUGUCCGAGAAGUUCCUCGACACCAACAUCAACAUACCUUUUGCUGGACCUCCUCUGAAUACCCCAUCCCUGCAGAAGUAUAAGAGGAUGAUCGACGCUUGGGGUGGCUGGAGCCUGUUCCAGGCUCUGCUCCAGACCUUGAAGAAGGUGUCACUGAAACACGGCAUCCCGAUCUCAACUGUCGCUGUACGAUACAUACUGAACCAGACAUCGGUGGCUGGUUCAAUGGUGGGCGUGAGGCUGGGUCUGUCGGAGCACAUCAGGGACACCAACGCCAUCCUGUCGCUGCUGCUGGACGAGGAGGACAUGGGCAGCAUCACCGAGGCGUCGCAGCGGGGCAGGAACCUGAUGGAGGUCAUCGGAGACUGCGGCGACGAGUACAGAGCCUAGUGACUUUCACAUGGCCGGGGAUCGAGUCUCGAUCCUCGAUCCCCCCAGCAUGUGCUCCCACAACGAUACAUAACAUACCACCUUAACAAAUGAGAGUGACAAUCAUGGAGAGGAAAAACUUUCAGUGGCAUGGAGACAGAUAGACAGAGAGACAAGGAGGAUCAUGUGCUCCACCGAAAGCAGCGGCGAAUGUGGUGGUGGAUAGAUCUCCCUGGCCAACAGGGAGCAUAUCCCGGCCUUGGAGACCGAUCUGAUCAUGGCAUAAUAUUGUAUUUCAAUUCUAGUAGUAUAAAAUUGUUGGAAUCAUGGUGUUGGUGGUGAUGCUUGCCGUGCAAAUUGUUAUUAGUUGCUCCUCUGUUUGGGAAUAUACGAGGAUCUGCGCAAUGAGAUAUGGUCGACAAUACUGCGAAAUUUGACCAUUGUUCUUCGUUAAAAAUGUGUAUGUACAGAAAUAUUAAAGCAAACAAUGGUGUUUUCAUGGUACCUGUCAUUAAUGAAAAAAAGAAGAAGCUAUUUUUAUUGAUA